This is a messenger RNA of Spirometra erinaceieuropaei, 1871 nucleotides long. NCBI's taxonomy places the organism in Eukaryota, Metazoa, Platyhelminthes, Cestoda, Diphyllobothriidea, Diphyllobothriidae. The record is from the annotation of a GenBank genome assembly.
AUGACUGCUUUUUUUACCCUUCGUCUGCCUCUUCGGAGAGCCAAGUCUGCUGACAUUGUCGGUGUCAACGCUCCCCCCCCCCCAAUCACCCGCCCCUACGAGACGAAGACCAAGUCCUAUGAGGGCCUGCACAUCCUCCAGGCGACUGUGCCGAAGGUAGACAAGUUGAUUGCCCUUGAUGACUUCAAUGGCCUCUUCGGGGCAAAUUACGCCGCCUGGAGGGGAGUUCUGGGUUCCCAUGGAAUCAGCGACUGCAACAACAACGAACUUCUUCGCCUGCAAACAUGCACAGAUCACUAUGCUCAGAUCACCAACACCUUUUCCACCUUCCUGUGCGGAAGAAAAGACCUGCGUACACCAACGAUUGCGGCACUGACAGCUUCUGGAAUACGUACUCGUCCGGAGGCCAGAUCGACAGGGCUUUAUGGUAACCAAGGCCAUAUGCGACGGCGACGGCUGGACGGAUGAGGACCCUAGUGUGACACCGCAGGAGACCACGAGGAAAACGACACCAAGGUAAGUUAGAUACGGCUCCGUUGAAUUCGCCUGUUUCCCGUUCAUAUUUCUGCAAUCACUUAGCCAAAAACCUGAAAGAACUGCCGGCCCCAGACGAAAACGCUACCGUGGAGACUCGAUAGUGUCAACUGCGGAAUACUAUUCACACCACUGCCUUAAAAGUAUUGGACUCCUCGCCAAAACCAGGAUUAGUUCGACGACAACGACGCCGAAAAGCACAGACUGCACAGAAGCCUACAUUGACAGUCGAUUCGACCUUCUUCGGAUGUCGCUGCCUCGUGCAAAAAGACUGUGAUGCAGGCCGCAUGGAUGCUUCGCAAGGCCGAGGACCUCCAAGGGCAUGCGGGCCGGAAUUAAACGAAAAGUUUCCCUACAUGAGAUGGGGCGGUCUACGGCCAAAGGAAGGGCACCACCUCUCAGCUCCGACGAAAAAACACUUCUCAUAGAGAAAUCACAAAUUCAGAAGCGUUAAGUCGAGCACUUCAGGAGUGUCCUCAGCUCCCAUUUACAAUCUUCGAUGCCGCCGUCGGCCGAGUCUCUGAGCUAGAAAUGAACGAUGAUCUGGAUCUCCCGCCUUUUCUCCCAGAGACAAUCAGAGCCGUGCGCAAAAGCUCUGACGGGAAAUUGCCGGGAUCCGACGCGAUGCGACAAGGCAAAGGGAACCGACAAUUCUGUGACGGUAUUUGCAAAUACUGUCGGAAGACUGACCAACUCUGUAACAUCUCGCUGAUAAACAUCCUUGGUAAGCCGUUCGUUUACAUCCUCUUCAGCCGUCUUAACGGCCACUCCAUACAGAGACGUCUCCCAGAAUGUCAGUAUGGUUUUCGAUGCCACCGCGAAAUCAUCAACACGAUCUUCAUCGCCUGCCAGCCGUAAGAGACUUGUCAAGAAAUGUGGACCCACCUCUACACUACCCACCUUCGUUUAUCUGACGACAUUUUUUGACACGGCGGAUUGCGAUAUGCUUGAAAAAUUAUGCCGUAAUUCGGCUAUCAUGAACGAUUUACGAAGAUGAUGAGUCAGUCCACGAGGGGAUGAUAGCGCGCGCGGUACGGGCAACGGGACCGUCUUAGACGCAUUUGCAGUAACCAAGGGAGUAAGAUCGGGCCGUGUACUUUCCCCCAACCCUUUUCAGCCGCAUGCUGUCUACCACACUGAUAGACGCCUACGGGGAUGAGCGUCCCGGGAUCCGCAUCGCCUGCAAGACCGGCGGCCAUCUUCUCAAUAGCCGGCACAGGCAGGCUCCAACGCGUCUCUACACAAUUACUGCCCCGCCCCCCGAUCUGCUCUUCUCGGAAGAUCGCGCACACAAUACUGCGACAGAGACAGACAUGAAUCUCUUCACCUCCGGCUGA